Tyto alba (common barn owl) is the source of this 1759-nucleotide messenger RNA. It is a transcript of the gene PMFBP1, whose product is annotated as polyamine modulated factor 1 binding protein 1. The record is from RefSeq and is a predicted model, not a curated record. The coding region runs from base 541 to 1281 and encodes 246 amino acids. Gene Ontology annotation, biological process: spermatogenesis. Lineage: Eukaryota; Metazoa; Chordata; Aves; Strigiformes; Tytonidae. The transcript is spliced from 13 exons.
CAGGGAAGUGAUCUGACUGCGAGGACCUCUGGCAGAGGCCAAGCUCGAUGUGACUCCUGUGACCAAGAAGAUUUAUAGCAGCUAUCUCAUAACUGGAAGUCACAGGGACAACAGCCACUUUUGUGUUACAGGACUGAAUAGGUUUGGGUUUUUUCCCACUAUGGCUUGAUUCCUCCAUCCUCCAAUUGUCAUAGAUUUUCCCCUGCAGAAGGUGGAAGGAGACACGGAGCACUUAAACCUAUGCUUGUUGCAACAGAAAUAAAGUGCCCUUCCCUGGCUCAGCGCCCGGUGCCAACAGAACACCUUGCAGGAUCCUCAGCAGCGCAGACAACCUGGAUGCUCAAGAGCAGAGGAUCUAUCAACUGCAGACCAAGCAGAGGGAGAGGCAGGCAGAACUGGAGCAGAAAUGCAGCCGGAUCCAGCAGCUCAGACAAGACCUGGAGGCCAGCCACCAGCGGCAGGAGGAAGCUCAAAAGCAGGUCUGAGUGCUGAAACCGCAGAAAACCUGGGAAACCUUCCUGGGGGAGUCUUCUUCUCCACAUGGACCACCGCCGGCACAGACCCGUGACCCAGCGCCGCCGCCGUGGACCCCCGCACCCCAGGGUGCAUCUGCCGGGGCGACCCUGGUGGAGGGGGCUCCGGCUGCCCCCGCUGCGCCCCAAGGACCAGAAGGAUGAGGUGGUGCAGACAGAGGUCACCUCCUACGUGGCUACCCACAGCCGUUCUGACACCAGCUACAAUAUCCUGAAGGAGGAGAACACAGAGGGGCUCAAGCAGCUGGGGGCACCGGAGGAGCUGAGCCAGGGCCUGCAGGAGGAGCUGGGAGCCGCCCAGGCACGGGAGCAGCGAAGUCUGCAGCUGCUUAGUGGAGCCAGGGAGACCAUCCAAGACCUGCAGCAAGAAGUAGCCUCCAACAGAAAGCGUGUGGCAGAGCUGCUGCAGCAGGUGCAGGACAUGACCGCCCUGCAAGGAGAGUUGGCCCAAGCCCAGCAAGAGAAAGCAAAGCAGGAGGAGAAGAUUGCAGCCUAUGAGGAAGAGAGGCAGAAGCUCCACUGGGAGCUGAGCAAUCUGCAGAGGUCCCAGGAGCAGAGCAAGCAGGAGGCCCGCUCCUUUCAGGAGAGGCUGCAGGAGCUGAGCAGCCGAGCCCAGCACUGGCAGCAGCUACACGAGGACAGCGAGCAAGCUCUGGCUAUGCGAGAAAAGGAGCUGGUGGUUUGCAAGGUGGAGCUGUCUUUCCUCAAGGAAGAGCUCAGCAAGGCCACGGAGCAGGCAGUCAAAUGAAAGACCAGGGCACAAGAUCCAGUGGCAAACCAAGCAGACCGCAGAGCUGACAGGAGAAAAGGCGCAUCUUCAAGAGACAGUCGGCAGGAUGCAGGAGGAAAACACGUACCUGAUGGUCAGAACACAUGAGCAGCACCACAAGUGUGAGCAGCGGAAGGUGAGCUGAAUUCCUGGCACAGCCUGGCCUGAAACAGGGCUGGGCCUGUGCUCUUAUGUGUGCAGGGACAGCUGUGCACCGGCUACCUGCCCAGGGCAGGGGCUGGGGGAGAACUGCCUUUGCAGUAGCACAGGCCAGGGCUGGGCCAGGGACAGGUUGUCUUUGCUCUCUAGGUCAGUUCAAUUCUGUGCCUUGUCCCAGGCUCUACAGGGCAACAACUUUACAGUAGCAGCCCUGCACAAUUCUGCAAGGCUUCCUCCACCCAACACUCGCCUCCAGGACAAGAAGCAGUGCAAAAUAAAGCAAGGAUUAGACUGACAA